CUGAGUAAAACUGACUGACAGUUCAACUAUAUAAGUGGCACAUUUGCGACAAUCCAUAAUGUUCAAUUAGCUGAAGUGCUGAGAAAACUGGUAUUUAUUCAUACAACAUGGAAAGUUUUGUUUAUGUCAUUUUUGCUCUCUGCUUGACUACAUGUUUAGCAAAUCCUACAGCUACUACGUCAGACUCUCCAUUUACAACCUGGGCUCCAGACCCGUUCUGCCCUUACCCAUCGGAUGAAAUCUUUUUCUACUCCGAUCCCGAUGACUGCUCGAAAUAUAUAGAAUGCUACGAAGGGGUGAAGUACGUAAGAAAUUGCGCAAGGGGUCUACUGUGGGACGAGGAAAAUCUGGCUUGCGAUUACCCACGAAACGUCGACUGCAAAUCAAGACCAAAUCCAACACCAGAUGGUCCCGUUAGUACUGAACCAGUGACAACCGAGGCACCAGCUUCGGAAACGUCUGCCACUACUGAAGCUCCAGAAGUGUCUACUACUCCAGCACCUCUUCCCACAUCAACUGAAGAGCCUGUCGUUACUACUUUUUCUCCAGCCCAUAUAUGCGACAAUCAAGCUGACGGUUCCUACCUUGCCGACCCCACAGAUUGUAAGAGGUUCUAUGAAUGCGUAUCCGGUGAAGCUGUUCCUGGAACGUGCCCAACGGGCACUGAAUGGAACGAAAAAAUACUGAAUUGUGAUCGUCCUCAAAAUGUUGAUUGUCCCUCGACAAGGUUUUAAUUUAUUGUAAUUAUAAUAAUCUUCACUCCACGAAUUCUAAAUAAAUAUACUUUUAAGACUUUA
This is a messenger RNA of Anoplophora glabripennis (Asian longhorned beetle), 797 nucleotides long. Its product is annotated as probable endochitinase. Gene Ontology annotation, molecular function: chitin binding. The transcript is spliced from 7 exons. NCBI's taxonomy places the organism in Eukaryota, Metazoa, Arthropoda, Insecta, Coleoptera, Cerambycidae. The coding region runs from base 108 to 734 and encodes 208 amino acids. Gene Ontology annotation, cellular component: extracellular region. The record is from RefSeq and is a predicted model, not a curated record.